Molecule: messenger RNA, 5268 nt
Organism: Salvelinus fontinalis (brook trout)
Lineage: Eukaryota; Metazoa; Chordata; Actinopteri; Salmoniformes; Salmonidae
Product: zinc finger protein 226-like
Exons: 4
Coding region: 689-4423 (1244 amino acids)
Biological process (GO): regulation of transcription by RNA polymerase II
Molecular function (GO): DNA-binding transcription factor activity; RNA polymerase II cis-regulatory region sequence-specific DNA binding
Source: RefSeq, a predicted model, not a curated record
UUCCUGUAGCUUGUUCUUUUCACUUUGAUUAGAUCAUCUGGAUGUCAGACAGCCUCUAUGGGUGGUGGUGCCUACAACCUAUCAAUUUGAUUCAAGGCAUGGAAGACACAAGUUGGAACAUUCAAACCCAACAGAACAACACUACAUCAGUGUUUACCUGGAGACGGUAGUGGGGGUUCCCUGGCUAGAUUGUUGUGGAAGAGGAGACGCGUGGUUUGAACAAAAGCUGGAUGAUCGUUCUUGCCUGGGCUGUUAUUGGAGGAUCUACGUUGAACAUUUACAUUUUCCUCAUCAGUCCCGCCAGAGAGCCUGCCUAAAAGUAAAGACAAGCAAGAGACUGACUGACAUGGGAAGUACAAUUUCCUUCAGUAGAGGAGUCAAUGAUGAGGAAACAGUCAGCCUUAUCUGCUGCCCAUAGCAACCUUCCUGAACCUUUGUCUGCCCUGACUAACGAGAAACCGGUAACUGCUGAUACUGCCAUCUGAAGAGAAGAUCAGCAAGGAGGUAGUCAACUGCCAUAACAUGCCACCUAUGAAGGAGCCCUUACAAAGACCCCAACUACAGAGAGAAAGUGGUAGAUGAACCCUCUGACACACGGUCACUACCAGGUACCCCUGUUUUGGCUGUCCUUCCUAAUCCCGGAGAGGUAAACUCUGGUGGCAUUAAUCACAGAAAAAAGAGCACAAAGAUGCAGGCAAACAUGGAGAAAAUGCAUGUUAAUUCUCAUGCUACUGGUCAUGCUAAAACUCAAUGUGAAAGUGCCAAUCCUGAAGUGCAUUUAUCACUUACUGGGAGCGAGCAAACAUUGAACUGUAUCACAAAAGAGCUGGUGGGUGUAACAAGGCCAGCAGCGGUAGACGUUGUUAGGAAACGUGGUCGCCCUCACAAGAAGGCAAAGAUGCGGCAUACUGUGCUACAAACAGAGGAGAGUUCUUCUCAUCUGAUCACUGCAGAAUCAAAGGAUUGGAGUGAAACAAUGUCUGACAGAGCGAAUGACAUUUCUUUUACUACAAACUGUGUAGAAAACAGGGAUGACACGUCUCUCAGAGCUAUUGAAACAAAAGCAAUACCUCUAAACCGUGAACCAAGCAAUACAGCGGUGUCUGUUCUUGACUCGUCCCCCCAAAACCAUCAACCAGCUGAAUCCAGCCCUGUGGCUAUCUCACCCUUGGAACCAAAAAGGAAAAGGGGACGACCAAAGGGGUCGACUAAGAAACGACCAGGAAAAACCAUGAACACUAUUUCAGUGCAACAAUCCCAUGUAACAGAAGAAAAAAUGGCAAUUAAAAAGGAACCUGAUGAGAUGCUAUUUGAAGAGGAAAAGAGAGGAAACAUUGGUCCUCAGUCUGAGGAAGCUCCUGUUGAGCCUAAACACAGAGUAGGGCGGCCACCAAAGAAAACAACACUCGUGAGGCAGUUUGCGUUAGCACAGAGAAAAUCACAGAGAAAAUCAUGUUCUAUUACAGCAUCUGUGAAUUCCCAGGAUAUUCCACCACAACAUCAGAAGAUUGAGACUGAGCGUUCACUAGAUUAUAUUGCAAGGCAUGUGUCUGUGUCACUUAGUCGCGUUGAUUCUCAGAGAGGUGGGACUGCUGACAUGAUCUCUAAUGUGAAGUGUGAGGAUAUUGAAAUAGAGCUGGGUGAUUUUAAUUCCCUGGCACAGUCAAAUUGUGUCAUGUCUUUUCAAUGCCACACUGACACCAGUGUGAAGGUUGAGCCCUGUAAUACUAGUUGUGAUGGCACUGAGUUCAAAAAGCCACUCAAAGUCGACAAACGCAGAGAAACUGCUGGCACUGCUCCCAGAAAGCGAUCCCGGUUUGUUUUUGGAAAAACUAAAUACAAAAAAGGAAAGAGGAAAAGGUGCAUUGAUGAUAGAGGUAGACUCCAACGUGUGACCUCACAGGGAGAUCCAGACACCAUGUCAAAGCAGGCCGAUGAAGGCAAUGGUGAUGUUGGAGAGGAGAUGGACUGUGGCGAGUUAGCUUGGGAGUAUGAGGGUAACACAAAUGACAGCUUUUCAAAUGGAAGUAAGUCAACAGAUGAAGGAUUUAAAGAUUUGCCUGAGAGUCACCAAAAUCCUAUCAUCACUGAUGUAAACAUAUUAGAAACUAUGUCGCAUGAGUCCUUUUUAAAAUCAAAUGUCGUACAAGGUGAAGAAUUCACAAGGGAAAAAAUCAAGGAAGAGAAAGAUGGUGUAGGUGAUGAAACUGAAUAUAACCCAACAAGCAGUUGUGGCCUGAAGGCUAGGGGGAGACCAAAAGGGAGACCAAAAGGCACAGGGAAAACAUGUGAGUACUGCGGUCGUCAUUUUGAUUUUGUGUCUGUAUAUACCGUCCAUCUACGCACUCAUACAGGCGAAAGGCCUUUUAAGUGCAUUGAUUGUGACCAAGACUUUGCCCAGCUAUCUAACUUAAAAAGUCAUAUCAAGAAACAUAACAAGCGCUGUCGGCCUCUGAAGUGUCCUUAUUGCAAAAUGAAGUUCAGUAAUUCAAAGGAAUUGCUUGCUCAUUGCAAGUGGCACUCGCAGAACCCGAACCAGGACUCUGAGUCUGGGAGUAAAACGAAGGAUAACAGAAAUGAGCCUAUUCAUACACCCCUUGUUUCUCUGAAAGAAAGGAGAAAAAGGGGUAAGGGGGGGAUACUCAAAUGCCACAUUUGUGGGAAAGUAUUUCCCUUUUGGUCUGGUCUGCAAGUUCAUAUACGUAUGCACACUGGGGAAAAACCAUAUAUCUGUAAAGUAUGUGGGAAAGCCUUUAGUAAUCGCUCAUCAAUUCGUAUUCAUGAGGUGACCCACUGGUCCAUUAAGCCUUACAACUGCACACGGUGUGGGAAGAGUUUCACUCAGUUGUCGUCUGCAAAAAAACAUCCCUGCAAGGGUCUGAGGGAGAGUAAUGACAGAGAUGGCCGGAAAAAGCCUUUCAUAUCUUUUACAUGCCACAUCUGCGAAGAGAGAUUUGUUCAGAGGCGUCAGUACAAAACCCACCUGAAAACCCAUGCUGGUGUGAAGCUCUUUCGCUGUUUAUUCUGUGACCAGCUGUUUAGUGUGAUGUCAGAAUUUGAAGAGCACCACCAAUAUUGCACCAAAGUUAGGGGGGAGAAGAUGACAUCCAAAUCUGAAUUUAGGAUUUGGAAACCUAGAGCCCCUAAUCAGCAAAGAUCGCAGCAACCAAGUGUCAAGAGUCAUUCACCAGUCAAGAGUCAUUCACCAGUCACCCAAUUAGUAUUUCCUGCAGCUGCUGAUAGUCAACCAUUUCAGAACCCUGGACAGAGUUCAGCUUCCUCUGUCUCGUUGCUGAACUGUGAACCUACCCCACAGCAAAAAUCAAGUGGUCAUCAGUCUUCACAAACACAUGCCAAUAAAGCUAUUGCUACAACUCUGCACCCCUUCCAAACAUGCAUUAUACCCACAAAUAAUCUCACCCCCCUUGUAUCAAAGUUGAAUAGUCUAGAUCGUAAAUCUGACCCGAGGAAGUACUUAUGCCCACGUUGUGGAAGACUUUUCAGACACACAGGGAGACUCCGAGCCCACAUGCUAACUCAUGCCCACAGUCAGAGCUACACCUGUGACUGCUGUGGAAAGACCCUGGAAAGCUGGAAAAAGCUUUGGCUUCACCAGCGAGUCCACAGACAGAAACUAGGACGGUUCUCAUGUCCAAAGUGUCGCCAAGGUUUCCGCUUCGUUGGGCCCUACAAGCAGCACAUGCUGCGAGAACACCCGGAGUACCAGUGGAUCGAUGAGAGACCAAACAAAACCCUCCAAGGACUUGACAAGCAGCAGUGCCUGCCUUAUCAAUGUGAGGAGUGUAACGCCAGCUUCAGGACACUAGAUUUGCUUUUCAAUCAUCAGCUUUGCCAUUCCUCACCAGGUGACCACAGUAUGUGGAUACAGGACGACUGCUAUGAUUACUCUCCCUCCACACAUGAACAUGAUGUACCUUCCAACAUGAAUGGAUUUGACCCUCACAUGAACAGUGGCGUAACACACUCCCAGGAACUCCACCAUACCUACUACCCUUCUCCGCCUCUUCAAGCAAACCACUCACGAGGUUCACAUCUCCUUCAUUACUUUUCCAACCAUUCAGACCUACUACAUUCAUUGUCACCCCUUUUACCCGUGCCUCCCCCAAUGCAACACCCAGGUUUCCAACCAGGCCUCCGGUCAUAUGACUCCACCCAGCCGCUCACAAGCCCUCUAUCACCACUGUACUCACAGGUAGAGACCAUUCCAUACCCUGACAGAAAUGAUGGGAAUGUAAACAGGAAGCGGAGUAGAAUUUAUGGGAAUGCGACUAAACGUGCUGCUAGAUCCAAGGAGGACAAGGCGACAAUGGGGGGUUUGGAUUGUGCGGAGUGUGGUGUUCAGUUUCCUGCUGUCUCACAACUCUAUGAGCAUUAUUUGCAGCAUGCCAGGGGAGAGGUGUAAGAAGUGAAAAUGAGGAACCUUUUUCUAUCACAAAGGCACGUUAUCCCCCCCAUCUCUUUCUCAGAGGUUUACCUCUAUCAGUUUAGAAAUGACUUGUACGUCAACCAACAAAAGUGGCAUUUUUAACACAUAAGAAGUUGUUGUAUUGAUGUGUUUGAGUGAAUAUUCUGUUGAAUGGAGAUGUUACUCUGGUUGCUUGUUGGACAUGAAGGAAGCUGAUUACUUUUGGUUGUUAUUUGAAUUACUUACACUAUGAUCAAUUUUAAAUUGACAGUAUGUUAUUUUUCAUUGGUGGGUGUCCCUUAAUCUGAAAAGAUGGUCAGUGCUUUUAUACACUUCAGUAAUUUUAGCAGGUUUUGAGACGAGGACAGAUCAUGGCCUGCAAUCUAUUUUUCAAUGGUAGUUUGAGUGUAAAUUGCAAUGCUUGAUUAUGGAACAUUGUCAUACCUCCUAAUGUCAUUGUUAACCUCUUCCUGUCAGACUCUGAUUCUCAACUGAUGAUUUAUGUAAUUUAGUCUACCAAUACAAGUGAUUAACAUCUAUUUUAAUUCUGUCCAUUUAUUUAAAAGAAAAUUAUAAACCUCAUGUUUUGCAUGUUAGUCAUUUAUUCUGUGGUUGUGUUAAUUUGUAACUUAUGCAAAAAAUAAUAUUUUCACUGCCAGUACUCUAGUCGUUUUACCUAAUAGGCCUACAUUCCCUCAUGUUUACAGAAAGUUAUUUUGUUUAGAAAAGCAGUUCCUGUUCUGUUGCUGAUGAACUGACAGCUGUUUACAUACUGUAUAUUUUACUUUCUAGUUUCACUCAGUUAUUAAUGUGUCAGACAAAAAUAAAAGCCACCUUUCUAA